Phoenix dactylifera (date palm) is the source of this 592-nucleotide messenger RNA. The record is from RefSeq and is a predicted model, not a curated record. Lineage: Eukaryota; Viridiplantae; Streptophyta; Magnoliopsida; Arecales; Arecaceae.
AGGUUCCAGUUCAGGGACUCGAUGAAGGUGCUGGGGAGGGCGGUGGAUCUCACGUACACGCACGCCCGGGGAGAGAAUCGGACGGUGGUGGACGGGGCGGUGGCAUUCGACGCGAGGAACAGGAUGGCGGUGAGCCACGCGCUGGGGACCAAGGAGUGGAAGGUGGGGUACACGUACGCGCACGGGGCACUCCGGCGGACGGUGGCGGAGACUUCCUACGACUUUAAAGGCAACGCCUGGUACUUCGCCGUGACGAGGAGGUUAGAAGGGGGUGAUGCCGUUAAGGCGACAUACGGGACCUCCUCCCAAGCCCUAGGCCUCGAGUGGGCCCGGAACUCUCCAAUUACCGGUACCUUCAAGGUUUCUGCAUCUAUCAAUGUGGCGGAGAAAAAUAUUGUUCCAAAACUUACAGCUGAGAGUACAUGGAAUUAUGAGGUAUGAUUUAUAGAAUUUUAAAAAAAUUCUUUGAUACGAGGAUAGAGAUUAUUGUAAUUUUAUAAUUUUUGGUUUCCCAUUGGUUUAAAUUUCUAUCAAAUAAUCGAUUUGUUUUCUGUCAAAUACUGACAAUUAAUAUUCUGGCAUGAAACUGAUA